Messenger RNA from Musa acuminata AAA Group (dessert banana), 1920 nucleotides. RefSeq lists its product as uncharacterized. Bases 71 to 1399 code for a protein of 442 amino acids. The record is from RefSeq and is a predicted model, not a curated record. NCBI's taxonomy places the organism in Eukaryota, Viridiplantae, Streptophyta, Magnoliopsida, Zingiberales, Musaceae. The transcript is spliced from 7 exons.
UGCCGCAAAGCUCUGCGCUUAAAAGGGCUCCCCAUCUGCUACUCUUCCCGACGCCGCUGUCUGAAGGCAGAUGAACGCCGCGAGCUCCACCGCUCCGCCGGUGCUCCUCCCCUCCCAUCAACACCGUCUCCGGAGGGCGUCGCUCGUGUUCUCCUCGCUCGUCCUCAAGCCCCGCCCUCCCCUAUCCAUAUCCUCCUCCCUCUUCGGACACCGCCGCCGCCGCGGCCCCCCCGACCCUAAAUCCUCCUCGCACGACCGAAACCUCGAGGUCGCCAUCGAUCCCAGCGCCAUCGCCGCCCGGGCCUCGGCGGCCGCGGGGCGCCUCCGCCGUUUAUCGGAAGAGAGACUCCGCCGCUUCCUUUCUGCCGGCGAAGAGGCCUACCACGAUCUCCGGACAUCCGUCAGGGUCGACCGAUCCCGCAACCGCGUCGUGUUCUCAUGCCGCGAGUCCUCGCUUCUCUUCGUUUCGAAUCUGUUCCUCUGGAGCUUCGUUGCCAUCCUCGCUGCCAGAGCUCUUGUUUGGCUGGGGUUAGGGUUCCGGUCGCGCUGGAGGUUCGGUGAUUGGGCUGUGAUUAAGAGAGAUCGAAGUCUGGGCGGAAGGGAGGUUGUUGUCGGCAGGAGUUUUAGGGGGAGGGACUGGAACAAGAAGAGUUUCACGGUUUCGAGAAGUCCUCUUUCGCCUGUGAGAGGGACUGAGUUGAAGACCGUAGAGAAUGUGGCUAAAAUUCGGAGGGAGAAGCAGGAGAAGCUGCCCGAGUGGUGGCCAGAUUCAAUACCUGCACCGGUGAUUGUGGCAGGAAAGCAGGAUUACCAGAGGGAGGUUGAUAGGCUAGUCCGAGCGAUAUUGGAUUAUAGAAUGAGCGGGAAGGACUAUAGAUAUGAUGAUAUAAUCCAACUUCGUGAGAUAUGCAAGGUGUCUGGUGCAAGGGCCUCUUUUGAAACAGCUAAUGCACGUGAUUCCUUUUAUCGAGCAUCUGUGGACUUUGUUCUUAACUCAUGCAGCAGAGCAAUAAUACCAAGUGACAAGCCUCAAAUUGGCGGCGAGGAUGUCAGACAAUUUAUUGCUGGGCUUGCCGUUAACAUUGGACUUACUAACUCCCGUGCUAUUACACUUGUAAGUGCAGCUGUUGCAGCUCGCACUCGUUCAUGUUUUCUACAAUGUUGGGCAUUGGAAGUUCAGGGAAAACGAACUGAAGCUCUGGAGGAAUUAUUAAAGAUUUGUCUUAUCCAUCGGACUUUCCCACCAGAAGAACACUCUGCGGAAAUGGAGAUGGUAGGUAGUGGUCUCAAAAGACAUCUAACCAUAGAACAAAGGAAGCACUUGCUUAGUCUGUACAAAGAAACUUGUGGUGCUGAUGAUCACAGAUCUAUAGUGGAAGCUCUGGGUCUGGAGCGGUAGCAAUGUACGACUCUCAAACCUGUGGGAUAUCCAUCCUGGGAAAAUUUUGAUGAAUUUGUGGAUUUUUUUUUUCUCGCCAGACAACAUGACAGCAAAUUCAAAGUGGGAUGCAGUAUCAUGAUUAUCUUCAAAUAACAUGAUGAGUAACAUUUGCUGAGAUUCGUACCUAUCUUUUCCUCCUGUAGAAGUCAAAGGCAUGACACAGGUUAGAAGGCACAUUCAGUGGCUGGGAAAUCUAUAAAGGACCAAAAUAAGGAGGUAGACAUCUCUGCCUCUUUUCGGAUCGGUUGAAGAUUUAUAUGUACCUAAAGAUGAUUGUAGUCUUCAUUUCUUUGCACUUGUCAUAUAAUACAUGAUUGGUUGUUAAAUUAUCUCAAUUCAUUUGAGCUUCCUUUUCAGUCUUUGUACCACUACAAUGGUUUCUUUUGAUUUGAUUCACAACUUGUUGUUUAAUGCGCACUUCAGAGAGUUGUAUAAUACAUGAUUGGUUAUUAAUUAGCUCAGUUUAAAUUCUCGCUUUC